UCUCUUUCUCUUUCCUCCUGCCAGGCACCCAAAAAGAAGGGCGAGAAGAAAGCAGGGGGUGGCAAAAAGGGCAAGGCGAAAGGCCCAGCGGUGGUGGAUGCCCUGCCUCCGGAAGGCAUGACCAAAGAACAGCUGGAAGACCACAUUGGGCGGGUUCGGGAGGAGCUAGACCGUGAGCGAGAGGAGCGCAACUACUUCCAGCUGGAACGAGACAAGAUCCACACCUUCUGGGAAAUCACUCGACGGCAGCUGGAUGAGAAGAAGGCAGAACUGCGCAACAAGGACAGGGAAAUGGAGGAGGCUGAAGAGCGCCACCAAGUGGAGAUAAAAGUUUACAAACAGAAGGUUAAGCACCUGUUAUACGAGCACCAAAAUAACAUCACGGAGCUGAAGGCAGAGGGGACGGUGACUAUGAAGCUGGCCCAGAAGGACCACCGAUCCCAGGAGAUGGAGCUGCGCAAGGACAUGCGCUCUCUCAAGGUGGAGCUGAAGGAGCAGGAGCUGGCUAACGAGAUGGUGGUGAAGAACCUUCGGCUGAAACAACAAGAGGAGAUCACACGGCUGCGGAAUGACUUUGAGAGACAAGUGAAAGAGAUCGAGGCCAAAUACGAGAAGAAGAUGCGAGUGCUGCACGAUGAGCUUGACCUGCGCAGGAAGACGGAAAUCCACGAGAUCGAGGAGAGGAAGAAUGGGCAGAUCAACACCCUGAUGAAGAACCAUGAGAAGGCCUUCAGCGACAUCAAGAACUACUACAACGACGUCACUCUGAACAACCUGGCACUCAUUAACACCCUGAAGGAGCAGAUGGAGGAGAUGAAGAAGAAGGAGGACCACCUGGAGAAGGAGAUGGCCGAAGUCCUCCUGCAGAACAAGAGGCUGAUCGAGCCGCUGCAGCGAGCCCGGGAGGAGGUGGCUGAGCUGCAGAGGAAGCUGGCCCACUACGAGAAGGACAAGAGGAUGCUGGCGAGCAUACGGGCCCGCCUAAAAGUCGCCGAGAAGGACCUGAAGGAUCUGCAGUGGGAGCAUGAAGUCCUGCAGCAGAGGUUCAGCAAGGUGCAGGAGGAGCGAGAUGACCUGUACCAGAAAUUCACCAAAGCCAUUAACGAAGUGCAACAGAAAACAGGCUUCAAGAACCUGCUACUGGAGCGGAAGCUUCUUGCUCUCAACAACGCCCUGGAGAAGAAGGAGGUGCAGCUGAACGAAGUGCUGGCCGCCUCCAACCUUGAUCCCAGUGCCCUGACCGUGGUCACUCGCAAGCUGGAGGAUGUGCUUGAUUCCAAAAACAAUGCCAUCAAGGACCUGCAGUACGAGCUGGCCAGAGUGUGUAAGGCACACAACGAUCUAUUGCGGACCUACGAGGCCAAACUCACCACCUUUGGGAUCCCCUUGGACAAUCUGGGGUUCAAGCCCUUGGAGACCUCCGUGCUCGGCCACACCUUGGGCCAGGGUCCGGCUGGGUUUGUCUCAACCCCAACGUAGCUGAACUUGACCAUGUG
Messenger RNA from Pogona vitticeps (central bearded dragon), 1496 nucleotides. NCBI's taxonomy places the organism in Eukaryota, Metazoa, Chordata, Lepidosauria, Squamata, Agamidae. The record is from RefSeq and is a predicted model, not a curated record.